Messenger RNA from Aspergillus neoniger CBS 115656, 1007 nucleotides. RefSeq lists its product as uncharacterized. Lineage: Eukaryota; Fungi; Ascomycota; Eurotiomycetes; Eurotiales; Aspergillaceae. The transcript is spliced from 2 exons. The record is from RefSeq and is a predicted model, not a curated record. The coding region runs from base 342 to 686 and encodes 114 amino acids.
CAAGUAGUUGGCAUCUGCACGACAUCUUUGUCCUCCCCAACAUCCCCCCAAUUCCGCCCGCGUAGACCGACAUAGCCGGUUGCCUAAUCCGGACCAUUCGCCAAGCUGCCAUCAAUCGUUGGUUUCGCUCGGCGCUUCUUCUCGUCUCUUUUCCCGACUUUUUCUCCUCACAUCCAUCACCCUCCCCUCUUUUACCUCUCCGCACAUUCCGCACUAUAGAAAAGACUCUCAUUCCUAUCAGAAGCCUCAACUGCGCCGUCAGGCAUUCCUUACCGCAACAAAAGACCGCAUAAUCCCUGAUCAUCGCGUCUGAAAGACUUGCGACUGUCUCCUUAUCAAAAAUGUCCUACAACAAACCUGACCAGCCUCCCCCGUCUUACCCUCCUCCGACCCACGACGCCGGUCCCUAUCACCAAGGCGCAUCGCAAGACUACUACCAGCAGGGCGGCUACCCUCAACAAGGCUACAACCAGGGAUAUCCGCCUCAGGGCUAUGGUCCCCCGCCGCAGCAGGGAUACUACGGUUCUCCUCCGCCUCAAGGCCAGCCGAUGUACUAUCCUCCGCCGCAGCAGCAACAACAAGGUUACUAUGCCGGACAAGACCGGGGCGGAUCCUCAGGAGGUGGUAUCUGCGCGGGUAUAAUGGCCGCAUUGGCUUGCUGCUGCUGCCUGGAUAUCCUGUUCUAAGAUGAGCGGAGUGCUGUCUUCAAUGAUUUUGAACUUCUGUUUGGAUUUGGUAUCUGCGUUUUCUUCUCGUCUAGAUUGGAUGCGAUUGCCUACUACUGAUACUGUAUUGCCAUUAUUUGGUUGGGCGCAAGGAUUCACGGAGCACGGUUCGCGCGCGGGGUUUUGUCUGUGUUUCUAUAUGUCGGGUCAGUCAGGUCAGGUUAGGUUUGACUGGCGUCGGCGCUUAACGGCGCAUGGUCUAUGGAUGACUACUCGAGUCGGUUUACUUUCGUUGAAAUCCAAUCAUUUUUAUAUCGGUAGUAAUUAACAUUAUUCAUUUCU